CACUAGCUCCUUUGAGAUUUAGCUAUAACAAGCUUACUGUUGAAGAUAUACGUCAAUCGCUGGUACUAGGAACUCGGAAACCAGAUUUUGUAUUUAUUCAAAAAAAUACAAAUGUAGAUUACUUGAAUAUUAUGGCUAUCGGUGAGGUAAAGAAACGAACUGGUGACAACUUUAGCAACGCGCAAAUAGGACAAGCAAUAUCAUACGGUGAAAAACUACUCCAACUUCAGCCACGACGAAGUUCUGUUUUAGUACAUGACUACUAG
This is a messenger RNA of Paraglomus brasilianum, 266 nucleotides long. NCBI's taxonomy places the organism in Eukaryota, Fungi, Glomeromycota, Glomeromycetes, Paraglomerales, Paraglomeraceae. The record is from the annotation of a GenBank genome assembly.